AUGAUGGAGUCUCUCUAUUCACGCCUGAGGAGGGUGAACAAGCACAACCUACGCACCCUAAAAGCGCAGCCACUCAACGAACUUUCUGGAGCCCUGGGCGAUCUGGGAACUUUGCUGCCUCUGCUUAUUGCUCUCACCUUGACAAAGAGCAUAUCAUUAUCUGCUACUUUGGUCUUUUCGGGGAUCGCAAACAUAGCGACUGGAGUCGCAUUUGGUAUACCGCUACCUGUGCAACCCAUGAAAGCUAUAGCUGCCAUAGCCAUCAGCCAGUCCUAUACCAAGACCGAGAACAUUUCUGCUGGCCUUUUUGUGGGAGGUGUUGUGACACUCCUUAGUCUUACUGGCCUUCUCAAAUGGUUCGGCCGCAUAGUGCCUAUUCCUGUCGUCAGAGGCAUUCAGAUGGGAGCUGGUUUUGCUCUGGUCAUCUCCGCAGGAACCAGUCUUCUCAAGCCCCUCGGUUGGAUCAGUCCAAACUGGUCAGACAACUGGCUAUGGGCAAUGGCCGCAUUCUUCUUUCUCCUCGUCUCAUCCUUGGUAUCCCGAGUCCCAUAUGCUUUACUCGUCUUUAUCCUCGGUCUCACAUUCGCCGGUAUCAAUCUCAACACCUCGCACCCACCACCUCAGCCCUCGUCAGGCUUUCAAAUCUGGCAUCCCAGGAUCUACAUCCCGUCCCCUCAGGACUUUUACAAGGGUGCCUUCGAAGCCGGUCUGCCCCAACUUCCUCUCACAACCUUGAAUAGCAUUUUGGCGGUAACGUCUCUCUCGUCCUCUUUAUUCCCUUCUUACCCACCCACCCCCACAAAUACACAGAUUGGCCUCUCAGUCGGCCUCGCAAACCUCAUCGGCUGCUGGUUCGGCGCCAUGCCCAUCUGCCACGGCUCCGGCGGCCUAGCAGCUCAACACCGCUUUGGCGCCCGCAGCGCGNCCUCCAUCAUCAUCCUCGGUGCCGUAAAACUGCUGCUCGGCCUCUUUGCCAGCGACUCUGUCAUCCCUCUCCUCUCCCUCUUUCCAAAAUCUCUGUUGGGAGUUAUGGUGUUAGCUGCUGGAGUGGAACUUGCCAAAGUGGGUCAAUCGCUAGACGACGUGCAAGAUGCAUGGCAAGCCACAGAGCAAGAAAACGAAGAUGCGGAUGCCACGGAUAAGAGACGCAAACUCAACGAGCAAGAGAAGAAGAAUCGCUGGGCUGUCAUGUUGAUUACUGUGGCUGGAUGUUUGGCGUUCAAGAAUGAUGCUGUAGGGUUCAUUGCGGGCAUGGUGUGGCAUUGGGGUUUGAAGAUGUCGGAGUGGGUGCAGGAGAGACAGUGGAGGAGUCAGAGGAGAUUGACGCGCUUCUUUACGUCGCAAGAGUAUAGGGAUGGCGAGGAUGCGCCUCUGUUGCGUAACGAUGAUGCUUGA
Molecule: messenger RNA, 1395 nt
Organism: Aureobasidium uvarum
Lineage: Eukaryota; Fungi; Ascomycota; Dothideomycetes; Dothideales; Saccotheciaceae
Source: the annotation of a GenBank genome assembly